GCGCUCCUCUGGGCCGGGAGAGGGGGGAGGUUGACCUAAAGGAGAGACCCCCCAACUAUAGGGACGGUAGUAGGCGGGGCCGGCGCUGUUCUCGCUUUCGAUUCUGCUCUAUGUGCGCGCGCACAUAGAGACCCAUACGCGCUAUGCACGUACGUACGCACGUACAACAUAUACACAUGCGGAAGCGGGACGCCCGUUCCGGGGGAUGCAGACUGUUGCGGAGGUGGCCGUGGCAGAAGGUGAAGCCGGCGGAGUUGCGGGGCCUGCGACGGAUCCUCCUGGGCUACAGCCACCCUCCCAGGACUUUGGUCAACAUUCCAAGGAGGAACUCAGCAAUAAGGAAGGUAGCUUCAUCAGCCCUGAAUGCAUCGAACCAAGAACAAUGGAUCUGAAAUUCAACAACUCCAGGAAAUAUAUUUCUAUCAGUGUCUCUUCCAAAGCCCAAGCUAUGUCACCACACAUCAAGUCAAUAGAUGACAUUGUAGUACUUGGCAUCAAUCUCAGCAAAUUUAACAAACUCACUCAGUUUUUCAUAUGUGUUACAGGAGUUUUUGUAUUUUACCUAAUCUAUGGAUAUUUGCAGGAGCUGAUAUUUUCAGUGGAGGGCUUUAAGCCCUUUGGCUGGUACCUUACUUUAGUUCAGUUUGGGUUUUACUCCAUAUUUGGACUAAUAGAACUUCAGCUUAUUCAGGACAAAAGGAGAAGGAUACCAGGAAAAACCUAUAUGAUAAUAGCUUUUCUAACCGUGGGUACUAUGGGUUUGUCAAACACUUCCCUAGGCUACCUGAAUUACCCCACCCAAGUCAUCUUCAAGUGCUGCAAAUUGAUUCCGGUUAUGCUAGGAGGAGUUUUUAUUCAAGGAAAGCGUUACAAUAUUGCAGAUGUAUCUGCUGCAGUGUGUAUGAGCCUUGGCUUGAUAUGGUUUACUCUAGCUGACAGCACAGUUGCACCAAAUUUCAACUUGACAGGUGUGGUCCUUAUCUCCCUCGCCCUCUGUGCAGAUGCUGUUAUAGGAAAUGUACAAGAAAAAGCCAUGAAGAUGCAUAAUGCUUCCAAUUCAGAAAUGGUUUUGUAUUCCUAUUCAAUUGGUUUUGUAUACAUUUUAUUGGGAUUGACAUGCACUACUGGAUUAAGCCCUGCAGUAGCAUUUUGUUCAAAGCAUCCAGUACAAACGUAUGGUUAUGCAUUCCUUUUCUCCCUUACUGGGUAUUUUGGAAUCUCCUUUGUUCUGGCUUUGAUUAAAAUAUUCGGUGCACUUCUUGCUGUAACAGUAACAACAGGAAGAAAAGCAAUGACCAUUGUGCUUUCUUUUAUGUUCUUUGCUAAGCCCUUCACAUUUCAAUACGUGUGGUCUGGUUUAUUAGUUGUGCUUGGUAUAUUUCUAAAUGUUUACAGCAAAAAUAUGGACAAAAUCAAGCUCCCAUCACUACAUAGUCUAUUAAAUAGAAAAAUGGAAGCCAGAAAGACAAGGACGUUGGCACAAACAGUAUAGGCAGUAAUUUACACUGUCUGAAAUGGAACUUUUUUGAGAGGAAAAAAAUUAUCAAUUCACUUUCCAAAGGGAUCUUUAUAAAAACCAAAGGAGUAGAAGGCAAGCUGUGCAUUGUGGCUUAAAUAUGAACAUUUUUGUAUGAAAUCAACCUUCUCUUCACUUGCGGUCACUUUACUUUUGAAACAUUCAACAAAGCCAGUGUGUAGCACAUUAUGAGAAUAAAAUGUCAAGAUGAAGGACCGAAGUACUUGUCAGCUUAUUGAGAAUUUCCACCAGAAAUGGAAUAUUGCAAGACGGAGACCAAUUUGGAUAUCAUAUUUGUCAUCUAAAAUACUAUUAAUAUGGAUUUGUAGAUUGUCUUGUCUUUAUUUUUUGGUUUGAGCUAUUAAAACUGAUUUUUUAAUUAUUAUGAUACCGAUGACCAAAUUUAUACUUUUAAGUCUUAGAAGAAUGAUUAUUUUAAAUAAAAAUAUAUUUAAUUAUUUGUAAUGUCUUAAUAUAAUUAUGUAUUAAAGUUGAAAAUGGAAAUUAGGUUGUCUUUAAUGAAACAAAAAAUUGGGGGAUUUUUCUCUGACUUGUAAUUUAAAAAUAUAUUUUCCAAUGACAGCAUGCCUUUUAAUUACUCUAUGAAAUGUGCCUAGGAUAUCCAUAUGAGUCACCUUUAUGCAAUAGUUAAAUGCAUAUCAAUGGAAAGAAUUGUUUCUGCCCACUAGGACAGAUCUGGAAAAUUAAAUUAUCUCAGAAAGGUUUAUUUAACUAAGGUAGAAAAAGUUUGUCUCAAAAUGAUAAUAGUUUACUUUUCUCACAAAAUGUGCAUCAGCUUUGAAACAAUAAAAAGAUAUGGUGAAGUUAAAGCAGUUGAAAGUUUGCUUUAUUUUUCACGUACAAAAAAUAAUAUGCAGACUCUUACAUAGUAGAAAAAACUUAUCUAGGCUAUUUAAUGUAUUAUUUCAGGUGUGAUGACCUCCACUGAAAUGCUAUUUUAAUGUGUCAUUAAAAUAGGGAUGCAGCUUUAGGAUGACACUGAGUUUUUGAAGGCGAUGCCAGGUGGUAGAAACUCCGUCAGGUCAUAACAAGAAGGCAGGGCUCUGCCUAUGAGCCUAGUGCCAGCCUCACUGUUUGGAGUGUCUCAUCAUCAGGAAGGUGGCCACCAGAUAAUGUUAGUUUGAGGAUGGGGGAUGGGAGGUGGGGAGUGAGGGAGAUGAAAGUUUGCUUUUCUAAGUCAUAAAGAAUUAUAGUUUGUCGAAGUGUAGAUAAUAUUUUAUAUUUUAUAGUAGUAAAGUAUCUCCAAAAAGACAUAGGGUAUUGCGUUCACCAAUAGUUCACAGCCUUUCUUAGAUAAAUUCAUAGUGCCAUAGAGCCACCACUAGUCUAAUUCCCUCCUUUUUCAUAUUAAAAACUAAGGCUGAACAGGGAUAAGUGACUUGUCCACAGUCACACAAGUAGUAAGUAUCAGAAAUGGGAUAUGGACUCAGGUUCUCUCACUACAAAGCCAUUGCCAUAGCAAGCUAUUGAGCCACAUAGAGGUUAAGGGAAUUGCCUGGGGAUAGUUCAUAAAAAUGGUAUCCUUAGCCAGGAAUGAAAACUAAAUAUGUGUUCUUAACUACAAACCCUGGGACUCUAUCCAUUAAAGUAUAAGUCCCCAAAUCUGCAAUUUAGAAUUUGUUUACACUCAGAGUAAUCUGACUGUUUAGUCAUUUACUUUUAAUUUAAAAACAGCUUUUCAAAUGGCUACUAUAUGACAAAACCUAUUUAAAACAACCAAUGUACAUUUGAUUUCCCAAUACAAAUAAUAUUGGUCAAAUCAAUUCAGUGUCUGUUCCACUAGAUUAUUUCAUACGUGCUUCUUAGAUAGCAGUCAAAAAGUAUUUAUUAAGUAUCUACCAUAUUAUUAAUACUGUGCCAAGCAAUAGGGUUACCCCAAAAAAGGCAAAUGAUAGUUCCUACCCUUAAGAAGUUCACAACUGAAUAAAGGAUGCAACAAGCAAAUAAACAUAUAUGAACAAGCUAUAUAGAGGAUAAAUAUAUGAUUGAGAGGGAAGGGACUAGAGUUAAGGGGGAUUAAAAAAGGCUUCCUGUAGAGGUGGGAGUUCUUUUGGGGCUUGAAAACCAGGGAAGGCAAGAACUAGAUAUGAGAAGGAAGAGUUUUCCAAGCAUGGGAGACAACUAGAAUAAUUACCUUGGGCCAAGAUAGUGUGUCUUGCUUGGUUAACAGUGGGGAGGCCAUUAUCAAUGGAUCAGUGUAUAGGGAGAUUAUAAGGUGUAAAGACUAGAAAGGUAGGGGCUGGAUUAGCCGAUAAAGGGCUUUGAAUGCCAGAGGAUUUUAUAUUUGAACCUCUAGGUGACAGAGCCACUUAUAGUUUAUUAAAUGGGGGAGAGGGAUUGACAUGGUUUGACCUGUGGUUUUGGAAAAUCACUUUGGUCCUGGAGGACGGAUUGGAGUGAGGAGAAAUUUAAGGCAGGCAAACCCACCAACAAGCUCUUACAGUAGUCCAAGCAUGAGGUAAUGAGAGCUUGCAACAGUAUGGUGGCAACAGUAUCAGAGGAGGGAAGGGGAUAUAUUCGAGGGAUGUUGCAAAAGUGAUAUCAACAGGAAAGACUGGAUUUGAUUAUUAAUUUUGUCAAUGGUUAUCACUAAGUUUCUGAUGAUGGAUGAAGAAGUUGUAACUUAAUGGAUAAAGAAGUUGUAAUAACAUCUAAUAUUUCAGAUUUUUACCUUUUUAAAAAUUAGUCACUUAGGGGUUGAAAAGUUGAAUUCUAAUCUUCCAAAAUUGAUA
Dromiciops gliroides (monito del monte) is the source of this 4269-nucleotide messenger RNA. RefSeq names its product solute carrier family 35 member B3 (gene SLC35B3). Gene Ontology annotation, cellular component: endoplasmic reticulum membrane; Golgi membrane. The transcript has 10 exons. NCBI's taxonomy places the organism in Eukaryota, Metazoa, Chordata, Mammalia, Microbiotheria, Microbiotheriidae. Bases 206 to 1492 code for a protein of 428 amino acids. Gene Ontology annotation, molecular function: 3'-phosphoadenosine 5'-phosphosulfate transmembrane transporter activity. Gene Ontology annotation, biological process: transmembrane transport. The record is from RefSeq and is a predicted model, not a curated record.